AUGAAGAGCUUUUCCAAGCGCGAGGCUGACCGGAGAAUGUUCCUGGAGCAGGUCCGGGAGAGCAAGGAGAACGGCUACCUCCUCUCUUCCAAGAAGAUCGGCUCGGGGGCCUUCUCCAAGGUCUACCUGGGUUACGCCACCCAAGACAAACUGAUGCAGAACUACAAGCUGGCCUCAGAUCUCCGGAGCAAGAGGCACUCCAUGGUUGCUAUAAAGAUCAUCUCAACGGCAGAAGCACCUGUAGAAUAUACCAAAAAGUUCCUUCCAAGAGAAAUCUACUCCCUCAACGUUACCUACAAGCACUUAAAUGUUAUUCAGCUCUACGAGAUGUACCGGAACAGUAAGCGCACCUACCUGGUCCUGGAGCUGGCCUCCAGGGGAGACCUCCUGGAGCACAUCAACGCCACCUCUGACAGGCGAGAGUUCCCCGGGCUGGAGGAAGAAGAGGCACGGAGGCUCUUCCGCCAGAUUGUCAGUGCCGUGGCACACUGCCACAAUGUCGGCAUCGUCCACAGAGACUUGAAAUGUGAGAACAUUUUGCUAGAUGAACGUGGCUUCAUUAAACUAACAGAUUUUGGGUUUGCCAAUCGCUAUUCCCUGAAGAAUUCCCUCAUGAGCACCUUCUGUGGCUCCGUGGCCUACACUGCCCCGGAAAUCCUCAUGAGCAAGAAGUACAACGGGGAGCUGGCUGACCUGUGGAGCCUUGGGGUGAUCCUCUAUGCCAUGGUGACAGGGAAGCUCCCCUUCAAGGAGCGCCAGCCGCACAAAAUGAUCCACGUGAUCAAGCAGGGACUGGCUUUCCGGCAGCCAAUCUCACCAGAAUGCCAGAACCUCAUCGAGGGCUUGCUCCAGCUGAAGCCGGUGGCCCGCCUGGGGCUGCAGCAAGUGGCCACGCACCGCUGGAUGCUGCCCGCCACCUCUGCCAUCUUCCACCGCGUG
Molecule: messenger RNA, 939 nt
Organism: Gekko japonicus
Lineage: Eukaryota; Metazoa; Chordata; Lepidosauria; Squamata; Gekkonidae
Product: testis-specific serine/threonine-protein kinase 5-like
Exons: 7
Biological process (GO): protein phosphorylation; intracellular signal transduction; negative regulation of apoptotic process
Cellular component (GO): cytoplasm
Molecular function (GO): tau-protein kinase activity; ATP binding; protein serine/threonine kinase activity
Source: RefSeq, a predicted model, not a curated record